Molecule: messenger RNA, 1607 nt
Organism: Aricia agestis (brown argus)
Lineage: Eukaryota; Metazoa; Arthropoda; Insecta; Lepidoptera; Lycaenidae
Product: sucrose-6-phosphate hydrolase-like
Exons: 1
Coding region: 65-1513 (482 amino acids)
Biological process (GO): carbohydrate metabolic process
Cellular component (GO): cytoplasm
Molecular function (GO): beta-fructofuranosidase activity
Source: RefSeq, a predicted model, not a curated record
CUAGAGGACGAUACAUCGUUGUUUGUAUUUCUCCACUAACUGCAUAAAUUAUUAGUAGACCAAAAUGUUGUAUAAGUACUUAAAAAUAAUUAUUUUUUGUGCAAGUGUUGGAGUAAAUGGGCUAAUCAGCGACCGGUAUUAUCCGCGUUAUCAUCUGGCUCCGCCAAAAGGCUGGAUGAACGAUCCCAAUGGUUUCGCAAUGUUCAAAGGUGAAUACCACUUGUUUUACCAAUACAACCCAGAUAGUAGUUUGACAUCUGAAACAGUGCAUUGGGGACAUGCAAAAAGUCCGGAUCUCUUCCAUUGGGAAGACCUGGGAGUGGCAAUGUAUCCGGAUCAGCCUUACGAUAAAUCAGGAGUAUUCUCUGGAAGUGCCUACGUAGAAGGUGAUACAAUCUACUUCUAUUAUACUGGGAACGUAAAUAUGCCAGGGGAAAAUCCAGAUCAUGCAAAUACACAGGCACUGGCAAUAAGCACAGAUGGUGUUAACUUGGUAAAGUAUGAAAAAAAUCCUAUUAUUGAAGGAGCGGAUAGGCAACCAGAUUUCAGAGACCCAAAAGUGUGGAAACAUGGAGACACUUAUUACAUGGUUUUAGGAAACUCUUAUAAAAAUAGUAAAGGUGAUGCUACUGGAAGAGCUCUUCUCUAUUCUUCUAAAGAUAAAUACAACUGGAAAGAAGAAUCCGUACUGGCUGAAUCAAACGGCACUCAAGGUUAUAUGUGGGAAUGCCCUGACUUUUUUGAAUUAAAUGGCAAAUAUGUUUUACUAUUUUCACCUCAAGGUAUGGCACCUGAAGGUGAUAAAUACAAAAAUCUUUACCAAACUGGGUAUUUAGUUGGUGAUUUUGAUUAUAAUACCCACGCUUAUAAAACGGAUGGUGUAUUUAGAGAAAUAGACCACGGACAUGAUUUCUAUGCGUCACAAACAAUUGUCAAUAAAAGAGGAGAAAGAAUCGUAGUCGGCUGGUUUGAUAUGUGGGAAACUCAAUAUCCGGAAAAGGCCGACGGUUUCACUGGGCAGAUGACAUUGCCACGAGUAUUGACGCUUACAAAACAAGGAACAAUUUUGCAGAAACCGGUUACUGAAAUAUCUAAGGCCCUCGGUAAGACCGCGUACAGUGGGAUAGCAAGUCAAAACACAGUUGUUUCGUUGCAAGAUAAUAUCGGAGAAAUUAAAGUGAUUGCACAUGCAAAUAAGAAUUUCACUUUGUAUAUUGAAUCUGAGGAUGAAACAAGGAGAGUUGUUCUGAGUUACGAUGCUAAGCGUAGUCUUGUAACCCUCGAUCGUGGCGGCGAUGACAAUAUUCGAAGAACAACCUGGAAAGCUUCUCCAGUUUUGGUAUGGGAUAUUUUCAUCGAUACCAGUUCUAUUGAACUAUUCUGUGGUCGAGGAGAAGUGACAUUUUCGAGCAGAUUUUUCCCCGUAGGUCAGGUCAAGGUUCGUCCAGGUAACGAACAACCUAUCCUAAUGACAGUCAAUGGCAUGAAACGCACUAUGUAUCUACCUUCGUAAAAAUAUGUAAGACCUAAUAUGAUUUGACUUCGAGCUUGAAUUUUUAACCUGUACUAAUAAAAAUAUAAUAAACUAAAAAUGUUUUCUGUUGAAA